CAAUGAAGGCCGAGAUUAUGUCGAUAAAGCAAACCAGAACUAUCAGAAAACGCUUCAGGAAAUUAUGAUAUGUUAGUUGUGGAGAUUGGAAAACUUCGAACUGCAAAAUCUAACUUGAAUACGACAGUGGCAACAGUUGUGUCGGAGCUUGAGCGAGCUCAGCUUCCAGCGCACAAAGCUCAAGGUCACGCCGAAAUACUCAAGAAUCGGGCCGAUGAACUGGAUGAUUUGCUGGCAGACACUCGUCAGGUGGCUGAAAAUGCUCUGGAAGCCGCCAAUGCUUAUAAUAACAUCGUUAUUGCCAUUGAUGAUGCUUACAAUGCCUCUGUUGUUGCCAAGAAAUCUGCUAUGAGGGCUGUUGAAAUGUCUGAAGGUAUCAGUGACCAAGCUCUGGACUCUCAGAAGAAGUCUGAAGAAAAAGUAUGGACUCGCUGAGCUGAGGGUGGUUCAAGUUGAAAGUGAGCUUCGUCCUCAGUUGAUCAGUGCUCAGAAAGAUGUACAAAAUCUAAAAGAUAUCAAUUUAUACAUCAGUGGCUCCUUAG
Macrobrachium nipponense is the source of this 542-nucleotide messenger RNA. RefSeq lists its product as uncharacterized. Lineage: Eukaryota; Metazoa; Arthropoda; Malacostraca; Decapoda; Palaemonidae. Bases 70 to 435 code for a protein of 121 amino acids. The transcript is spliced from 4 exons. The record is from RefSeq and is a predicted model, not a curated record.